Molecule: messenger RNA, 1618 nt
Organism: Vombatus ursinus (common wombat)
Lineage: Eukaryota; Metazoa; Chordata; Mammalia; Diprotodontia; Vombatidae
Gene: BKGD
Product: chromosome unknown C11orf54 homolog
Exons: 9
Coding region: 157-1107 (316 amino acids)
Cellular component (GO): nucleus
Molecular function (GO): hydrolase activity, acting on ester bonds; zinc ion binding
Source: RefSeq, a predicted model, not a curated record
CCUCGGCCGAGGCAGUGCCGCCCCGGUCAGGACGAGCGUCUGACACGGAGGUAACGACCCGGGCUCUGUUAACAGCUGUGUGUAUAUCUGGUAUGCUGUGAGUGCUAGUAAAUUAGCCUAAAGUAUCUUUUUUCCUCCAACUUUGUGCAUAGCAAAAUGGCAAGUGUUGAGAAGUUUUCUUUUCAUGUGCCAAGCUUAGAAGAACUUGUUGGGGUUCUACAGAAUGGACUUAAAAAUAAUUUUGCUGAGGUCCAGGUCUCUGUAGUUGAUUGCCCUGAUCUGACUAAGGAACCAUAUACAUUUCCUGUUAAAGGAAUCUGUGGGAAACCUAGAAUUGCAGAAGUAGGUGGGGUUCCUUACCUCAUGCCUCUUGUGAACAAAAAAAAGGUUUAUGAUAUGAAUAUUGUUGCAAAGGAAAUUGAGCUGCCCGGGGCUUUCAUUCUUGGAGCAGGAGCAGCCCCGUUUCAGACUCUUGGAAUCAAUGCUGAGUUUAUGCCAAUUAUUCAGACUAAAAGUGAUCACAAGGCUGCUGUGAAUGGAAGCUAUUUUGCCCAGAUUAACCCUGUAGAUGGAGGGUGCCUGCUAGAGAAAUAUAGUAAGAAGUACAAUGACUUUGGAUUCGCAUUACUGGCCAAUCUGUUUGCCAGCGAAGGCCAGCCUGGCAAGGUUAUUGAAGUAAAAGCCAAAAGAAGAACUGGAAAGCAGAAUUUUGUGACUUGUAUGAGAGAAACUCUUGAAAAACAUUAUGGAGAUAAACCCAUAGGGAUGGGAGGCACAUUUGUUGUUCAGAAAGGAAAAAUAAAGGUUCAUAUCAUGCCCCCAGAAUUUUCAUCUUGCCCACUGACCUCUGAUGAGGAUGUGAAUAAUUGGUUACAUUUUUUUGAAAUGGAGGCUCCCUUGGUUUGUCAGCCUGUUUUCGUUUCUCGAGAUCCAGGGUUUGAUUUGCGAUUAGAGCAUACUCAUUGUUUUAGUCAUCAUGGAGAAGGCGGACACUAUCACUAUGACACCACUCCAGAUACAGUAGAGUAUCUUGGGUAUUUCCUACCUGCAGAGGUUCUCUAUCGGAUUGAUAAACCAAAGGAAACUCACACAUUUGGGCGAGAUUAAUUAAAUCAGGAAAUAUUUUGCCAGGGGAGGGGAGUAAAUUAUGCUUUAAAUUUACAAAUCUUUAAUCAAGUUUAUAGAUAGGUGUUGCUCUGCAAUGCAAUCCAACAAAAACUGAUCCAGAAGCAACUCCUUUCUCCUGUGCAGUGAAAGGAUAUGUUGAUCUCUUUUACUUUUACCAUUUGACCUCCAUUAAGUACUCUUCUGAGUAAAAUUAAAGGGAGUAAAGAUUUGUUGUUGGGAAAUUCAGUUAAUUUUCAUUGCUGCUACUAUAAUUAAUACAGUCAUAACUACAUGCUUAGAAUUUGUCUACAUCAGGAAUCUUAGGACUUUCUGUUGUCUAUGAAUGAAUUGAAUAUUGUGUAUCUCAAAAAUGUUUUCACAUCUGUUACGUCAUGUAAUUGUUUAUUAAAUUAAAUGUCUUUAAGUAUUAGAAACCAAGGCCCUCCAGCACUUAGUACAGUGCCUUGAAUAUAGUGGGUGCAUAGGAAAUGUUUGUUGAAUUGCAUUGAGG